Paramuricea clavata is the source of this 15433-nucleotide messenger RNA. Lineage: Eukaryota; Metazoa; Cnidaria; Anthozoa; Malacalcyonacea; Plexauridae. The record is from the annotation of a GenBank genome assembly.
AUUUUGUUUACUGUAAUCGAUCAUUCAAAUAAAUUGCGCUCGACGCUCAACGAGCCUGCAAAUAUGUACCAACGAUACAGCGGCGCAGCGCGCGAACUUAUGCGCGCGCACUAAAAGAACUCGUGUCCGGCGUUUUCUGUUCAAGUACGAGAAUUUAGAAAUGAUGAUGCAGGUUGGUUUUAUUGCAAUAUUUUUCAUAUUUUUAACCGGAAUGCUUUACUAAAUUCUUCGUUAUUUUGAUUUUUAGUCAUAUCAAGGUGCAUCGAAAGUUCUGUAAGUCUUGUAAUGUGUUUUGAUAUGUGUGAAAUUUGCUUCUAAAGUUGGCAUAUGCUGACGCCAAAUUUUCUAUAGGUACGUAGGAAACUUGGACCGACGAUGUACGGAAGAAUUUUUAAAGCAAGUGUUUGGCAAAAUAGCCCCGGUGGAGAGAUGUAAAAUGAUAUACGAUGUAAGUAAAUGAUGUCGCUAUUUUAAAACAAUUUUAUUCAAGCAAGGGCAAUGAAUAUACGGUGUUUUAUUAACGAAGUUCGCGGCAGGCGUGACGAGCUGUCAUUGACAACUAUGUGUUUGAAUCAUACAAACAGUCAUUUUGAAUUAAUUUCUAGGAUUAUAAAAAUAGUUAAGCCCAUUGGGACUACGUUUUCUUUGUACGUAUCAUAGACAUGUAUAUUUAUGUGUCUUUUAGGAAUAUUUUAUGCGUUUUAGCCGGGUUUUGAAUACUUAUUAUUCGCUUAUAAAGUAGACGAAUACCGACACGACACUGCAUUUGUUCAGCGACGUCGCUAGUUUGAACAUCAAAUUAAAACACACUUUCCGGUUUGUCUUGCUGUCAAGAAGCUAAACUUGACGUGAAGGUAUGUUUAAGGCUUCAUUUUGAAAUAUUUAACGAGUUUUAAGGUGAAAAGAACGCUUGGUAUAAAGUUGAGAAAAAGCUAGGGCAAGUACUCAGUUGGGUGCCAUUAUUUCAGGAUUUGAAAUGACCAAGAAAUUCCUUCUCUAUUAUCAGACGCUUUAAAAAAUGCCGUGUGCCUGAUCUAUUCAAGAAAUAGCUUGCCUUGUAGCUGUACUAGUUAAUAUAAUAAUAUAAAGGACAAAGAUUAUAGGCUACUAAUAUAAAACACAUCCACAAAAAGUCUGUAGGAUAUUUAUAAACGGAUAAUAAGUUGUCUGUGUAGUGUGUACAAUGUGAAUUUUCAUGUCAAUGAGAAGUGUUUAAUUGUAUAUGUUUUGUUAAAAGGUUUGCUUUUAUAGUUCAAUAUCUGUUUUGAAACUUUCUAAUGUGAUGGGACAUUUGUAAUAAGUUUUGUAUGUUUGAAUAAUAUUACCCACAUUUGGUGCUGUGUCAUUCAUGGACCUAUAAACAAACUAUUCGCUGGUUCGGGUUUCCAGACUGACCUCAUCUUUUUUAGCCGACCCUAAAAUUUUUGCCAAUGUAGGUGUGGCUGUCUGCUUUACUGCUGACUCGUGUUGUACGGUGCUCGCCUUAUAAUACAGAUAAUGCCAAACCUUGUUCAUUUGAAUUUAAAAUGUUCAUAUGUUGUGGCACGGCAAGACUUGACACUCUGACCUAUUUACCCUAAUUUUUUCAAGCUCUGAAGUGGGAACCCCAAGAUAUUUUGGUAGGCCUUGUCCAGAUAAAAUGCAUAAAUGUGCCACAAUCGGAAAUUACAGAUCACCGAUUAUUCAUGCAACAGUUUACCCAAUACUGAUUUUAUAAUGGUGUUAUAAUGUCAGUUGACCGAGUAAAGGUGACAUAAUUUGUUUUUGACUCACGGAUGUUGCAAAGCAAUGGGAAAUGACCAGCUUGCUUUGCACGCACUGUUUGCCUGCGAAUUGGGCCUUUCUGAAUUCACAUGGUGCCCGGUUUGGAAAAAAACAACUGCAAAACUGCUCUAAUUCUUUCUCUCACUUUUAUUUGAUCUUAUCCAUGAGUCUGCCUCAACAGCCUUUGAUUAUUUUUUAACAAUAAUUUCCAACCUAACAUGUUACUGUAACCAAUGUUCAUUAAUAACCGUUCAUAAAUAGACACUUCACAGAUUAAUUUUGUCACAGCAACAUAUUGCGUUAAAAUGCAACUUGUAUCAACAUGCGAUGUAUAUAAUUUUUAAAGCACAAUUUUCUCAACAAUCAAUUUUACAAUUACAGUACACAAUUGGAAAUACAAAUAAUUCUACCGAUUUUUAUUGUCUACUGAUAAGGCAAAAAUCAUUCUGAUUGAUACCGAUUAUUGGUCAGUCACUACAACAUUUGAACAUAGUACGGAAUUUUCUUUAGGAAUUAUGCCUUCUUUCAUGGCAAAAAGAUGCAAUUAUACAUAGGGAAAUAAAGUUUUGUGGCUGUCAGUUGUGUUGUGUCUACCCAGUUUGUUGUGGUUUUACAACCAUGCAUAUCCCCCCCUAUAAGCAGCAGGACAAUGCUCAUACAUGAGAAUGAUAUUCUACAUCAAUUGUGACAGCACAGAUGGCACAAAAUUAAAUAUUAUAUCAACUUUAAAACAAACAGGUUACACUUUAUAUAGCUAGUGCAAAACUGAUGCCAUAAACUGGGUAGGAAAAAUUUCUCCAAAUUUCUUUCCAAACUUCGAAUAAAAAGAUCCGUGAUUUUGGUGACCAAAAACUAGGUAGGAUAGAGAAACCAGAAACCCAGGUAUUUUGGCCUUACUUGAUGUUUUUGUGUUUAUUAUGAUUAUGUAAAUAGUUGAAGACUGUACAUUGCUUCCAAAAUGGACUAAAACCUUCUUUAGAUUCAAUGCAUUUUGUGUGCAACAUCCAUGUAGUGCAAAAUUAAAAUGUGCACCAAAAUUAGUCUUGUCAUGCCUGAAAUUAAGUUCUGAAUCAAAUGCACUGGGUCCCAAAUGCUAAAACGGUCAGCAAAGCAGUCAAAUUGCUUGUUUUUGUGUCUGUCCUGGGGACCCCAAAAUACUGUGGUACAGACAAGAAAGAGUGAAUCCAUUAACAUUUUGUGGUAACCAUUGCCACCCUUCCUUUGUGUAUAAGAUGAUGUCCAAAUGGGUUGUUGCAAAAAAAAUCAUCUGCGGUCGAAAAUUGUGAUGAUGUCUGGAAGGUGUGAGAACGAAGCUUACUUCUGUCUUUCUGAUGGUAAUAAAAAUGUGUUCGAAAGGGGAGGUUGUUAACUGCCUGAAUCCUUUGUAGAGUAGAUGUAUGUAGAUAAUUACCCAGUUCAGUAGAGAAAAGAAGUCUAUCAUGAUGAAUAAAGCAGAUUCUAACCCGGGACUUGAAAUAAUGGCCUGUCAAUGGCCAUAUGCUGGCCAUAUGUAUGUUACAGUAGUCAAAAAUUCAAAACAAGUUGGUGUCCAAUGGUUUAGGACACAAUCGAUUUGCAGUUUGCCAUUUUUGGUAAGCAGUUUGCCGUAAUGUUAUACCUGAGUAGGUCCAUUUUGGCAGUUCAAAAAUAGAAAUGGUAGACCAUUGAUAAUUUAUUUGACCUGACAAAAAAGUAGUUUGGCAGGCCAUAUGUUUUCCCAAUUUUGAGCAAUUCAUAGGCUCGGUGAAACUAAAUGGGCUAUUUUCAAGCAUGUUCUGAACUUGUAUUUUUGUAGCAUACUGGGAAUGACCCAUACUGUUUUGUGGAAUUUGAAGACCACGAUUCAGCAAGAAACGCUCUGGAAACAAUGAAUGGUAGACGUGUAUUUGAUCAGGUAGGUUUCCUGUUAAAACUGUUUAAAGAUGCUGUAAAAUCCAUAAUGUAAACAAAUGCUUUGUUUACGUUCUGAACUGCUAUAUUUGUAAAAUAUGAUAUACUAACUGAAUAUCUAACACUUUUCUGGUUCGAUAUGCUUGUAAAUGAAUAUAAACUCUAUGUUCUAAUUCAAAAAAGUUUGAAAGAUGGAAGAUUUGGGCAAUAUUUAUACUGUAUCUGCGGAUCCCCCUUUGUUAUGAGCAGAACUGAUGCGCAGAACAGACUUUACAGCAUCUUUAAUUAUUUAGCUUUGCCAAAUAGUCUACAUUAUGAGAUACAUACACUAAGAAUUACAGAAUUACAGUGAAUUAGUUAACACAAUGAGUGCAAGCGCUCUCCCUUGGACAAGUAAAAUUGUCUGGCAUGAAUCAGAGCAAAAUAAGGCCAAGUAAAAAAAAAAAUAGUAGUUUCUCGUCCCCGCCCGCAUCCUUUUUCCCUGCCGCAUGGAUUUUUCUUUUUUUUAAAAUUUUUAUAUUCGAGCCUUUCAAAGAAUUUCCGCUUAGUGUAUUUCGGCUAUUUUGCUCUUUUCGGCAUGGUUCGGUUGCCGUUUGGAAAUUUUCGUCAACUCUCGCUUGCUGUUGCGUAUUUUGGUGCCAUAUUGCAUUAGUAGCUGUUUGUCUGUUUUAAUAUAUUUACGUUUUAUGAGUAAACUUCAAUAUUUGCUUGUGUUUAUAUGAUUUAUAGGUUAUUCGGUAAACUUUAAGAGCGAUAUUUGAAGGUUUAACAAAAAAAAGAGAAAAAAAAGGCGCCCACAUUCUUUUUUUUCAAAAUUCGGACGAGAAACUACUAUUUUUUUACUUGGCCUAAUAAAGUAGGGCACAUUAUGGUACAAUGCAACUUAAUGGGUUACAUAACACCUUAGACAUUGUGCCGGAGUGUUCAAACAUUGCGUUUUGAAAUAUAUGUACCCAGGAUGGCAAAAUGUUUUUUUCAGAAUCUUUACUCUCUUUACAUUAAGACAAAGUUGAAGGUACACUUUUCAGAAUCUUUCCUCUCUUUUUAAGACAAAGUUGAAAGUACACUUUUUACAUAAAUAGUACUGUAUACUGCAUGUCAGAUUUUUAUAAUCGUAGGUGUAUAGUUUUGUAUUGAACACAGGGAGGGCCCUUAUUCAUAACAGCAUGGAAAUUUUAUUUGCUGACAAGGUUACCCUGUUUAAAUAUGUAUAGGGUUUGAAUUAACAGUGUGCAGUGUACCAUACAAUUUGUGCAACAUUUUGUCCAAAAUUGGGAAAAUUGCACAUCACUUUCCCAAACGAUGUGCAAAAAAUCUGUUAUUAGUAAAGUGGUUGUGACUAAUGCUUAUUUUCCUUUUUUUAUAUAAUUUUUAUCCAAGCUUUUCUAAAAAGGAUAAUUUCAGUUCAGUUGUUUCUUAUAUAUUCUAGAAAUUUUAUAAUGUAUGCAAAAUUUGAUAAAAGUGCUACUUCUUGAAAGGACAUAUUAUGACAGGCAUGUCUAAAACAUGUGCAUGCUGUUCUAUUUUUGCAUGUAGAUUGUGAUUGGCCAAUGCCAUGAGUUAAUUGACAUGUUUAUACCCAAGAAAAUACAUUAUUACAUUUUGUUCAUCUGCUAAGGUUUUAUUAAUCAAUUUUAACAAGUUUAUUUGGGUGUUAACCCAUUGAGCCGCAAUGCGCCCUACUUAUUUUUUUUUACUUGUCUAAUGCCAGACAAUUUUACUCGUCAAUGGGGAAGCUCUGCAGCUUAAUGGGUUAAUCAUGAAAGGCAAGUUUUCUUGCAGGCCUUCAUUCUCUGUUCAUCUUUCCAUCUCAAUGAGAGCCUGCCACUCAGGCAAAACACUUAGGGGGUAAUAUCUAUCACUUUGAGUUUGGAUGCCUUUUCUGGCAAAUCUACCUGUAUUUGCCUGAAAUGGAAACCAAGAUGUAUUUUGAUAAUACUAGAGAACGAAAUUUUAUCUCUGUUUCGGUCUUUUUGGGGUGGAAGAACCUUGGUUUGAUGUUGGUUUCGGUAUUUUUAAGUGAAGAACAAUUCAAAGAAUUUCUCAAUAAAUUGCAAUAUAACUUCAAAAUAAACAAGUUCUAAUAAGUCAAAUGAAACAAAAACAUUCUAAUUUCUUAGAAAUUCCUUAAAAAUUUCAUUUUCUUAAUUAAAUUAAGUUAAAGAGGUCCAAAUGUCCUCAGUUUAAGGAAAUUCUUUAAAAAUGAGAACGCUGAGAAACGACAACCUGUGUGAAACUGAAACGACUGGUUCAUUUGUGCAUGAUUGGUGCUGACUUACGGUGCUGACUCACAGAAGAAAAGUACCGGACCGACCAAAUAUUUCAGUUAAUUAAUGUAACCGCACAGCUCUAGAUAAUACCAACUUGCCAAAAAUUAGCAAGGGUUACUGUAUUGUAGUUACACCAUUGUUUAAAAAGUAGGUGUAUCUGUUUACAAAACUUUGUCUCCCACCUGCUUGUUGUGCUUUUAAAACACCUGAACACAUCACACAGUAAUAAGUGGUUUAUCCAUUCCUUCCUAACUCUUCCAUGUUUUUUCAUUCCUAACCACAACCAUCAGUUGUUAACCACAUGUUUUUUGGCUUCAUUAAAAGGAUAUCAAGGUGAAUUGGGCAACGAGCAACACGGGAAUGAGGAAAGACACAAGCAGUGAGUGCAUUAUUUUUUUCUCAGUUUAUAAACACCUGUCAUUUAGUCUAGUAUGUGCCUAGGUUUGAAAUGAAUAAACUGUUCAGGAAAUGUAAGUAAUAACUCAGGGAGUGUUGUUGUGGCAGCUAAGUAAGAUUAUAGUUGUUUAAUGAGGCAGUUUACAGUACUAGUAUGUACUACAACUAUUAUGUUGUAACUAUGAUGUUACAGUAGUUAUUUUAGAAAUUGAUUUGUGUUUAAUGCAUAGACAACUGGGCUGGCCUGUUAGAACUGGCUGUGAAUUAACAGCCGGCAAAUUGUCAUGUGAAAAAAAGUUUUGUGGGCCAAUAAAUUAGUGGCUUACAAGGCUAACUUUUCAGCCAGUUUUAAGACUGGAAAUGCCUUGCCAAACAGCUGGUCAUGAGGUAAAUUUCUUAGCUUAUUGCAUGAGUUCAUACCAAAACAACACACAUAUUACAGUAGAGAAACUUCUUGUAGGUCAAAAUUGUGAUUUGUAGGUCAAAACUAGCAUGGCCGCCACUACAAUUUUUAAAAAUAAUUGUAGGCCAGAAAAAACGCUUAAUUUACAUUCCUAUUCUGUCAUGGCAGGUUUAGUGCUGAUACAAAGUUGCUCCAUUUUUUUUCUGUUAGCUGAGGACACUACGUACCAUACACUACUAUAUAAUCAACAGGGAAACUUUGAAUAAAUUAUACAAAUCCUUAAUUCGUCCUCUAAUGGAAUAUGGAGAUGUUCUUUGGGACGGUUGUACAGAUGGUGAAAGUGACCUCCUUGAGUUUGUGCAAUAUGAAGCGGCUAAAAUUGUGACGGGUGCCAUGAAGGGUACUAGUAGGCAUUCUUUAAUGCAAGAAAUCGGUUGGGAAGAUAUGAAAACUAGGCGUUCUAUCCACAAGCUGACAUUCUAUUUUAAAAUUAUCAAUGAUUUAACUCCAAAUUAUUUAAAGGAGCUAUUGCCAUCUCAGGUGUUUGAGCGAACUCAUUAUUUUCUAAGAUUGUAUCCGGAUUUCACUCUAUUUCCAGUACGUACUGAGUGUUUCAAAAAAAUUUUUUUCCCGUCAUCGACUAUGUUGUGGAAUGAUAUUGACACAUCUGUGCGUAGUCUUGAUUCAGUUAUUUUAUUUAAAAAAGCUUUGUUUCGUAUUUUGAUGUUCCACAGCAAAAUAUGUUAUUUAACUUUUCUCUCGAUAGAUAUUCUUCCAUCAUUCAUACUCGUUUACGUUUAAACGUUUGUGCCCUUAAUUAUUAUCUAUUUAAAAUUGGGUGUAAACCAUCUCCUGAAUGUCUUUGUGGCUUUGAAGUUGAAAGUAUUAAUCAUUACUUUUUACAUUGUCCGUUGUUUGCUGCUCCAAGAUUGAAACUGCUCUCCUCUGCUGCAUUUAUUUUUGCUCACAGGUGGCACGCAAGGACUGAAACGCAGCUAAUAAGUGUUUUCCUUUCUGGAUCUUCGCAAAUCUCAGAAGAGGAAAAUGCUUACAUUUUCUAUUAUGUUCAAAGUUUUAUUAAAGAAACUGGUCGAUUUACCCAUGUUGAACCUUAGUACUGCUUGCCUAAAUAUAGUUUAACGAACUGAACUUACAUAAUGUGCUGAUUAUUAUUGGUAACAAGUUGUGUUAUGUGUGUCCAUUUAGGCCAAAAAAAAAAUAUGUGGGUUUCCGGUUUCUUCUUAUAAAAACUUAGGUAGGGUAGGUCGGUUUUAACUUUUUUUUUAAACUUUUUUUUUAAUUUUCCGAUCAAGCGGGCGCCAUUUUGUUUAGUCAGUGCUUCCACAUCCAAAGAUAAAUUUCCCUAAUAUUGCCUCAAAUUUCAAUUUUCCACAAACUUUUUUCUCUAAGUGGAAACACUUACAACCAUGAUCCAAUACAAAAGGUUAGGGUUGGGAUUUCGAUGUCCAAAAGCUAGGUAGGGUCGGGAAACCGGAAACCCACAUAUUUUUUUUUUUGCCUUAUGUAAAUUUAAUAGUGAGCCCCCAAGAUGAGCAAUUGUCGCUCUUGGGGCAAACUAUUGUUAUUUAAUUAUUUAAUAAAUAUUUAUUAUAUACACUACUGUUAAGAGAAUACAUUUGAUUUUUUCAUUAUUUUACCACAAGAUCACUUCCAUAUCUUUGUUGGUGAUCUUCCUGAUGAAAUGACGACAGAGCUUCUCAAGAGCUCCUUUGAGAAAUUUGGAAAAAUAUCGUAAGUAUUGUUUUAAUUUAUUGGCUUUAACUGCCUUUAACAUUUAAUGUUGUAUUUAUAUGUAUGGAUGUGUAUAUGCUUUUUAUACAUGCGUAUCAGUGUAUGUUUUCUACUAGUUUAAGGACUUUUGUACCUAGGGUCUAAAUUCCACUUAUUGGAUUCUAGCAGAAUGAGGUUGAGUUCACUGAGAUAGCUUUGGAGGCAGCCAGGGAUAGCCCACGUAUACAAGCUCUUUGACUGUAUGUGAAACACUCUUUUACAUGCCAGUACCUUACCUUGUACUCAAAGAUGACAAAGAGGAAAUGCAAACUUGUUUUUUAUAUGUAUAUUUGUAAGGAAUUAAAUUGACAUAAAACAUUGAGGAUUUUAGGUUUUGAUCACAGGAUUCUACUUUCAUCAUCAAACUUUUUUCUACUUUAUUUAACGUGAUACUUUCCUUAAAGUCCGGGUGUUUUCUCUUGCCAGGCAGCAACAUGAGUCAAAACGGAUUCGUUAGAUAAAGACUAAGGUUUGGCCUUAGGUUUUUUAUUCCUUCCUUUUUUUAUUCAAAUUUUUAUUCUUCAAAAUUAUUGGUAAAAAUUAGAUUCCAGCACAGCCACAGGCUAGACCAUGUACUAACGCCAGUUGGAAGUCUAGGUUUCAAUGUUUGGACAAUAUUUACCAGAUGAUAUAUUAACUUUUCUAAAUAUCUUUUUACAGUGAUAUUUUUAUUAAAUGUAAUAAAACUAAAAAGUAAUCUGAUCUUUCUGGUUAUGUAAUUUGCCUUACAGUGAAAUGCCAACUGAAGAAAACUGUUGUUGAAAUUGAAUGAAAAUAUUUUUAUCCACAGAAAUUUAAUUUGAUUAUUCUUUAUGGCAUGCAUUUUGUUUUCAGUGAAGUAAAACACCCUUGUCAUCUUGUGUUUCGUUUCACAACUGUAUAUGUUAGAAUAAUGCUUUCUUUAUAAGAUUGAAAUUUUGUUGUUCUAGUGUGCAUAAAACGUCAUGUAAUACUAUGUACCCUCUAUAUGUACCCUAUUUGCACCCUUUCUAAAGACAGAUUGACUCAUCUCAUAUUUAAGAUGAUGUUUGAGGUUUUUGUUGUUAUACAGUAUCCUAGUGUAUGUAAACUGUUGUGUAACACUGUGUACCCUCCUUGUUAAAUACAGAUGUGUGUCUUCAGCUGCUCAACAAGCUCGUGGCAACGUAUGCUUUCUACGUUGUUUUUUUCAUUUUUCACUUUUUAUUAAUAGAGAGAUCUUGUCUCCAAACUUAAAUGUAGCUUGGAAGAUGUAUUUAUUUUAAAACAUUUCAAGCAGCCUGGCAAGAAUUUUUAUUACGAUCCAUUUGCUCACACACACACACGACGAUUGAAUAAUGUGUACAUUAAAUUAAAAGAGUAAAUGUUUCCUUAGACACAGAUGUAGCAAGGCUUUAAAUUCUUGAUUGUCUUCUGCACAUUGUGGCGUGUUUUGCCUUUUCCAAGCUACAUUUACGUUUAGUUAAACUGAGCUGAUAAUGGACCUUUCCCCUUAUAACUAAAAUUUCGAUCUAGACAAAAAUUUUAUCACAGCUUGAAAGAGCAUCACAAAAUUAGUAAUAUUCCAAAGUUUCGUUGCAAAAUCUUGUAAAAUGCGGAUAAUAUAGCCUUGCGAAGUUUUCCGUUUUUCAGUCAUUUUGUAUUACAAACGGGAAAUUGACAUACGAUUCGGGUGUUGGGGCUGCAAUUUCCCGUUUGUAAUUCAAAAUGACUGAAAAUUGCAAAUUUCGCAAGGCUCUAUUUUCCUCAUUUUACAACAUUUCGCAACGAAACUUUGGAAUAUUACUAAUUUUGUGAUGCUCUUUCAAGCUGUGAUGAAAUAUUUGUCUAGACUUGCCUAGAUCAAAAUUUUGGUUAUAAGGGGAAAGGUCUAUUAAGCUGGUUUCGCUGGUAUUGUUUCCACCAGAAAUUUCUCAAAUCUGACAGGGUAAACGUGUUGUUGGAAAAUUCACCGUCGUUGUCAUGUUGUUAGCCAAGUUUCCCUUUUCUGAAUUAUGGAUUUAAGAAAAUUUAUUGAGAUUGCUCAGGGCAGGGCUGAUACUGUACCUCUUAGAACAGGCUGAACACCAAUCAAAGCAUAAGUAUAUUAAGUCAUUGAGAGCAAUGGAGAUACUGUCUGGAUAGAACCAUAAUGAUUGCCAAGCAUAGCAGCAUAUUUGACUUCAACAUACCCAGACUUUCUAAUCUGCGCACCAGUUGCUCAAUUGAAAACACGAGAGCAGAUUAUAGUGAAGGAGUACGAGGUUGAAUCCUUACAACUCGAAAGUAAAUAAUUAUUUCUGAACGAAUAUUCAUAUAGCAUUCAUUGCAUAAUUGGUGAGGGAAUAAAAUAGUGAUCCUGUCUUCAAACUAUCGAGUUCACUGCUUGGAGCUUCUCUAUUAGCCAGAAAUCUGUGCUUACUAUUUCUAAUAUAUUUGACUUCUUCAACAGAGAUGCACGAGUGGUAGUUGAUGUUGGAACUGGAGCUUCAAAGGGUUAUGGCUUUGUUUCAUUUUAUAAUAAAAUUGUAAGUAGCGCUGUAUCUUUGAAAAGGUUUUUUUUUAUUUUCUGCCUUUUAACAAGUUUCUAGAAUUGUUUUGUUAUAUCCAAUUAAGCGGUAGUGGAAGUCAAAUCUGAACCUCUUUUUAAGAGAGUAAGCUUUAGCAAUGUUUUUUGUCAAUUUUUAGAGUGCUGAAAAUGCCAUCAAAGACAUGAACGGUACGUAUACACAAUCUAUUCAGGCCAAAACAUUCGGCGUUCAGGUUCAAAAAUUAUAUUCAAUUUCGGUCACAAAAAGGAGGCCGAGAAGGCUUAUUAAAAUGUACAUAAAAGGAUAUUUAAAGGACAAUGGCACCGAAAAUUUUUAUUGGCUAUUUCAAUCCUACUUGACGACCUAACUAUGAAAAUAUUAUCAUUUCGUUCUCAAACAUUUUAGUUUACGAGUAAAAUGCAUGCAAACUUUGUCUUUCGCCGCCAUCUUGGAAAUAUUUUUUGACAAAUUAUCUCGAAGGUCAAUGAACUUUGUGACGUCAUUGGAUGGGUAGCACUAAAACUACAAGAGAGAAUUCUAUUGCGUGCGUGUUAUGUUAGCUAAAAAUAUGUCGUUUUGAGCGUUAUAUUGGCCAACACUUUUCGCAAUCAAACAAGAUAAGUCUACACUAUCAGAUAAAAACAUAUCGAGCGACUGGGAAAGCAAGGAAUGGCGCAAUUUAUAAUACAGGUAAUUGAUCAUAAAAUAUUGCAUUAGUAUUUGUCUUGCUGCACUCGAAUUUCUGCGUUUAUUUAACACGGAGUAGGAUAUAUACUAUGAGAAAUAGUGUUACAAACAAAUUACAUACUUGGUAAAACUUUGCUGCCUUUUGUUUCGGUUCAAAUGCACUACGCGUGGCAAUACUCGGUAUUGUUUAUAGUCAUGAAAUUGUUUUUACCCAGCCAAUGACGUCAGAUAAUGUAUUUGAGGCAUAAAUUAGCAUACGCGCUUAUUUUCAAAAUGGCGGACAACUGUUGAACUUUCUAUCAAAUUUUCUCAUCAACUAAACGCGACAAACCGGCCAAAAUAUGAAAUUAAAUAUUCCGCAAGUAUACCUAAGAGAUAUAAGUAAUAAAAAUUUUGGGUGCCAAUGUCCUUUAAACAUAUCACCUAGAGCGCAUAUUCAAACUGUUGUACAUAUCCCGCGAAAACAAACGACUGUAUAUGUAAAGCAAAAUGAGCAAGGCCGGAUUUUGGUGGAAAUAGUGGGGGAGGAGAAAAAAAUUAGGGGAGGUGCAGCAGAGCCUGGAAACGAGGUUGGCAGCAGUCUAGCUCACGAGUCACGACCCCCCAUGGAAAGUUCGCGCUUAGAACGGGCUAAAGUCAACGACGUGACGUAUGCAUGCAUGCACAGUAGUAGUUUACAUAUGUAUCAGUGUUCCACUGUACAACUCAUCCAAUUUUACCCUUCAUUACAAUUACUCCAAAGUUUCUUUCAAAACAUUGCAUUAAAAGGGUACUUGACACAGAUGAAUGGCUAUCACUGUUUCAAUUUUACAGGAAAACUUUCUUGCGAAGUCUAGACCCCAACUCCCUAACCAACCAAAAAAUGUCAAAUUUUCACUUUGAUCUAUCAUUGAAACUUUCCCAAGGGGAAGUGCGUGCAUGACUUUCCAGGGGAGGUGCAAAACGAUCUCAGGGGAGGUGCGCACCUCCCCUCAAAAUCCGGCAAUGAUAAUGAGCAUAAUGAACUGGAGAGCUUCAUGUUGUUCCAUAUUUUACAGGUAAAACACUGAAUGGUAAACAGAUCAGAACAAACUGGGCGUCUCGUAAGCCACAGCCACCACAAGGUAGCGGUAUGUGGGGAUUGUCAGGCAUGGCAUGAUUUUCUUAUUGAAAUUGAAAAUAAAGUAACUGUAAAUUCAUAACUAGUGGAAGUCGGUUCAUAAAAUCUAUGAUAAAUUUGAGUAAACCAUUGAGCGAUAUGAAAAUAUCGUAGAGUAUAAAUGUUUGACCUUUUGUCUAUUUCUUGCUCGUUUUCAGUGAAAAAACCAGAUCUGAAUGAAGUCAUAAACAAAACUAGUAUUUAUAAUAAAACUGUUUAUGUUGGAAAUCUCCCUGAUCAAGUUGCUGGUGAGUAGUGAGUGAGAUCGGCGAUUUUUUCUCAGUUCCGAAAAUCAAUAACCAAAAGCAUACUGUUCACACUACUGUAUCUGUUGUUUUUUAGCGGAAAGACUAACAGGUGCAUUCAAAACGUAUGGAAAUAUAAUGAAUAUCAGAGUACUAGCUGAUAAAGGAUAUGCUUUUAUAACGUAAGUGGGUAGACGCAAUUUGAACUAUAGAUGCUUUAGCUCUAUCAAAACCUAUUGUUUAACAGUGCGCCAUCCAGUCUUCUUUGAGGUCAGUGGUCUCUGUUUACACUGGUUUACAGAUCGUUUCGAUGUGUUUCAGGUUCGACGAUCAUUACCGGGCAGCGGAAGCCAUUUGUGGCAUGCAUGGGGAGAACCUUGAUGGAAAUGUAUUAAAGGUGAGGUUCGAGCGUUCUUCUGCUCCUCAGUACCUGGAUACACCAGUGAGCUCUCUCUCUAUAUAUAUAUAUAUAUCUGGAGUAAGAACUUCGGUCAUUCUGCCUAUGAGAAGGAUGGCAAGGUGGCGAAAUGGACCAUUCCCCAAUUAACCAAAAUUUUGAUCUUAACAAAUCUAGACAAAAUUCUAUCGUAGCAUGAAAGAGCAUCACAAAAUUAGUAAUAGUCCAAAGUUUCGUUGCGAAAUGUUGUAAAAUGCGGAUAAUAUAGCCUUGCGAAAUUUGCAAUUUUCAGUCAUUUUAGAUUACAAAUGGGAAAUGGUUACCACUUUUCCAAAAUUUUGAUCUUAACUAGCCUAAACAAAAAUUUCAUCACAGCUUGAAAGAGCAUCACAAAAUUAGUAAUAUUCCAAAGUUUCGUUGCAAAAUGUUGUAAAAUGCAGAUAAUAUAGCCUUGCGAAGUUUGCAAUUUUCAGUCAUUUUGUAUUACGCACAGAAGUGGUAACUAUUUCCCGCUUGUAAUCUAAAAUGACUGAAAAUUGCAAACUUCGCAAGGCUAUAUUAUCCGCAUUUUACAACAUUCUGCAACGAAACUUUGGAGUAUUACUAAUUUUGUGAUGCUCUUUCAAGCUAUGAUGAAAUUUUUGUCUAGACUUGUUGAGUUCAAAAUUUUGGUUAAUUGGGGAAUGGUCCAUUGGCGUCCAAUAGCUAUGAAGGUCCGCCAACUUCACGUGUUGGAUCUGAGUCCUGAUUUGGAGCUCACUGGGAUGUAUAGACUUCAUUAUCAGAAAAGUGGUAACUAUAGGCAUCAACAUUUGUGAGUUGAUGAGAUCAACUUGGUGUAGACAAUACUGUAGCCAGUGUCUUCUUCUUUAGUGUUCAUGGGGUAAAGAGCAAGAUGGCCAGGGUGGUAAUAUGCAACAGUAUUAUCAACAACAGCAGCAACAACCUUUCUAUUACGGUGGAUAUUACCAACAACAACAGCAGCACCAACAACACUCACAACAACAGAUGGGAGCACAAUACAUGCACAUGCAAGCACAGCCAGGCUAUUAUUAUCCUAAUCCAUACGGGUAGGUGAUUUUAUGGUUCCUGUAAUUUGUUCAUUUUGCCUAAUAUUGGGUCACAGCUAAAACAUUUUUUUAAUCUUUUUUAGACACAUGAUGUCUAUGGCACCUGGUUAUCCCCAAGGAGGUAAGAGACCAGUUUAUUUGACCUCGAACUGAAAUCUCAUGUUUGUAACUUUGGGAAAUGGUGGACCUUUUUGUGGGUCAGAUUAUACCUACAGUACUCGGUGUACAAGACUAAAAUGAUUUUCUCACUAAGAUAACUGCAGAUUGACCACCAUUUGAUUGAUUUAAACAUUUUGUUACUGCAAGGAAUACAUACUCGUACAUAAUAGUUUGAAGUAAUUAAAACGUAAAUUAAAAUAGUUACAGUAGAUUUUAAAACUAGGGUUAAGGUCAGGGUUGAUACUCGUCUAUGAUCUUAGAACCGUUAGUGUUUUUGUUGGGGUCUUACAUGAAGUACUUACCUUUUCUCCUAGGUCCACACAUGCAAAAUCAAGGCGGCCCAGGAAAUGGUCAACAAGGACCAAAUGGCGUUCACAAUGCAGGCCCGCAAGGAGGCGGAAUGGGAUAUUGAGUACAGCCUGCGGGUUUCAGGCUGGUGCUUAAACACAAAAAAACAAUCCCUACAUGGGAAAACAUGAAAAUAAAAAGCCAAAACUUUGUGUUUGGUGGCGAAAAAAGCAACGGAGAACAAUUCUCUGUUUAAAAUGCAUGGCGUCGAAAUAAAUUUCGCUCGAUGUGCGGUGCAUGGGGAAAUUGUAAAGAUAAAAAUGUUCGUCAGUCAGAAAAACACUGUAAAAAGAACACGCAUGUAUCAUCAUCGUCGUUUUGUGUAACUUAGAUUGUAUUUGUAGAAAUGUCAAUGAAAUGUCGCGUUCCUGUCUACAGGGUUGUAU